Bathycoccus prasinos is the source of this 363-nucleotide messenger RNA. The record is from the annotation of a RefSeq genome assembly. NCBI's taxonomy places the organism in Eukaryota, Viridiplantae, Chlorophyta, Mamiellophyceae, Mamiellales, Bathycoccaceae.
AUGACUUACCAACUUAUUCUUUCUUUGAAAUCUUUUGAACCAAAAUUGAUUGAAAAUUACCUUAAAAACGUUCAAAGUCUAGCUCAUAAACUAAAGAAUGAACAGCUUGUGGGACGCUCUGUGAGCUCUUUAAGAAAUACGGGCGCGUCACCGACUAAAAUUAGAAAAAUUACAGUACUAAGCUCACCCCAUAUCGAUAAAAAAGCUCGCGAACAGUUCGAAAUGCGUGUUUUUCAAAAACAUUUAAGAGUGGAUACUUUUUCUACUUUUCUCGAGUUUUUUCUGUUUGUAGACCUCUUUAAAGCUAUUGCAUCCGUCGGUGUACAAAGCAAACUCAAGUUCCAAACACGAACCAAACUUUAA